This is a messenger RNA of Loa loa (African eye worm), 669 nucleotides long. Its product is annotated as zinc finger protein. The record is from RefSeq and is a predicted model, not a curated record. Bases 1 to 669 code for a protein of 222 amino acids. Gene Ontology annotation, biological process: regulation of transcription by RNA polymerase II. Gene Ontology annotation, molecular function: DNA-binding transcription factor activity, RNA polymerase II-specific; RNA polymerase II cis-regulatory region sequence-specific DNA binding. NCBI's taxonomy places the organism in Eukaryota, Metazoa, Nematoda, Chromadorea, Rhabditida, Onchocercidae. The transcript has 3 exons.
AUGUUUGAGGAACCACAAACAGAACCGCUGGAUUUAACAAUGUCAAAAAUGUGUGGUGGACGGAUUGAACCACCAGAUGCAUCAAUAGUAGAAGCGAGUGGGAGACAAGCGGAUCACGAAGAUGCAAGGUCAUUGAACAUACCAAUUCAAGAAGCGAGUAGGGAACAGACAGCUGUAGGAGAUAUGCCAAAGAAAAUCUGGCUUAUGAGGAAACAUUCACAAAAUGCGACUCAGACAGGUAAGAAGCGGCUCAAAUGCGAAAUAUCCAAGAAGGAUUUCGUUGCUCCACCGAGCACACAUACGAUGAAUCAUGCAAAUGAGAAGCCGUUCCCUUGUUCGGAAUGCAACAUGAGUUUCAUCUGGCCAUCGCAUCUGAAUAGAUAUGAUGAUUCAUACCGUGAGAAACCGCACUCUUGUUCGGAAUGUGGGAAGAAUUUCACCCUUUCAUGUACUUUGAGUCAACAUAUGAAGAUUCAUACGAAUGAGAAACCGUUCUCUUGUUUGGAGUGCAACAUGAGUUUCAUCGGGCCAUCGCAUCUGAAUAGACAUAUGAAGAUUCAUAUCGUAAGAAGCCAUAUUCUUGUUCGGAAUGUGGGAAGAAUUUCGCCCAGUCAUCGAAUCUGCGUAUACAUAAGCAAAUUCAUAUCGGUGAGAAGUGCCCUUGCCUGA